Molecule: messenger RNA, 7128 nt
Organism: Plectropomus leopardus (leopard coralgrouper)
Lineage: Eukaryota; Metazoa; Chordata; Actinopteri; Perciformes; Serranidae
Gene: crocc
Product: ciliary rootlet coiled-coil, rootletin
Source: RefSeq, a predicted model, not a curated record
CUGUCCUCAAUCUGUGCCUGCCUGUACCGGAGGAGGAGGCGUCAGGACGGGUCACACACUCUGCUCCUCUGCGGCCAAACUUUGUCGGCUCCGUCAAACUCAUAACCUCCUCCAGGCUGUGAACUUUUUCUCUUUUUUUUAUCGCACCUGCUGCAAAUCAAAAGACGACACAUCACUUUGUGAGGACGUCGCGUUAAUUCGGAGUUAAUCCUGUUCACCGGAGGAUUUUAAUAUCUGCUGCGAUGAGCGCUGCGGAAAACACAGACACCGACUCCAACAAACUGGAGUCUGUGAUACAGAGGCUGGAGGAGAGUGUAUUGUCAGAGGAGAAGAGGCUGACUGUCCGGGGCCCCUCACCAGAUGCCCCCCCUACAUGUCUACCAGCACGAGUACGAGAGAUUGUCACAAAGAACCUCAACGAUAGCUCAGCCGGGGCCAUGUCCUCGGUCAUGUCCCUCCAGGAGGAGAACCGGGUGCUGCGGGGAGAGCUGGCGAGGCUGGAGGACCUGCUGGCGCACAGCAGAGCUGACAGAGACGAGCUCGCCAUCAAGUACGCUGCAAUCAGUGAGAGGCUGGAGCAGGCGCUACGUUUCGAGACAGGCGACGGCGACCAUGAUUCACCAGAGUCACGCAGCCUGGCGCAGCAUAACGUGGACCUGCGCCGGCGCCUGGAUGAGGAGCAGGCGGCCUACAAGCGCAAACUCACUGCGUACCAGGAGGGUCAGCAGAGGCAGGCGCAGCUCGUGCAGAAGUUGCAGGCCAAGGUGCUUCAGUACAAAAAAAGGUGUGGAGAUCUGGAGCAGAUGGUGCAGGAGCGGACCUCAGAGGUGGAGAAACACAGGCUGAGCAGUGAAUCGUCAAAUGGUCGCCAUCAAGACGAAGCAAGCAGCAACCUGGAGGACGCUUUAAUCCGUCUGGAGGAAGAACAGCAGAGGAGCAGCAGUUUGUCUGCGGUGAACGCCAUGCUGAGGGAGCAGCUGGAGCAGGCCGGUUUGGCCAAUGAGGCCCUCAGCCAGGACAUCCGCAAGCUCUCUGCUGAUUGGACGAAGGCCAGGGAGGAACUGGAGCAAAAGGAGUCUGACUGGAGGAGAGAAGAGGAGUCUUUCCACAGUUACUUCAGUACCGAGCACAGCCGACUGCUGACGCUGUGGCGCCAAGUGGUCGGGUUUCGGAGGCACGUCUGUGAACUGAAGAGCUCCACUGAAAGGGACUUGUCAGAUAUGCGUAACGAGCUGGCUCGGGCGUCCCACUCUGCUCAGGUGUCUUGUGCAAGUCUGUCAGCCACCCUGCACACCCGGGAGGGAGGAGCAGCUCUGGCCCUGGAGCGGGAGAAAGCUCUGCGGGUUCAGCUGGAGCAGCAGCUGAGAGAACGAGUGUCGGAGAUGAUGAAUCUUCAAACCAGAACAGACGCGGAGAGAAGUGAGCUCAACGUCAGGUUGUCAGAUUCAGUGCGAGAGGCGGAGAGACUUAAGAGCCACAUUGAAGACAGAGACAGAGAAGUUGUCGUACUGAUGAGGAGGCUUGAAGAGCAGAGUGGCAACGAUGAGACUGACAUGCAGGUGAUGAGGUCUCACACUGAGACGCUGUUAGACGCCCUGCGGGACAUCGCUCAGACGGUGUUGUCCGAUGGCGAGUCGUCAUCAGAGGCAGACCAGGACAACUCUGGCGGUCCGCUCCUGGCAUUGAUCUGUGGCUCCUCCCCUCACCGCUCCUCCUCUCCUCGCAGGUCCUCCUCCCCCUCUAGGUCCUCCUCCUCGCUGGCUCCUCUGUCUGAGGCAGCGCUGUCAGCUCUGCGCUCUGCAGUCACAAACAAGACGCUCCAGCUGCAGGAUGUUCGAGGGCGUCUGCUCUCGGCGCAUACCUCGGUUCAACAGUUGCGCAAGCAGCUUUCGGAGACUGAUAUAGCUAAAAAAGAUGCAGAACAGCGAAAUCAAGCUCUGCAGAGAGAGAGAGACGCUGCUCAGAGAGAGAGGGAGACCACACAGAGAGAAAAGGAGCGUCUAAAGCAGGAGAGAGAGACGCUGGCCAGUGAGAAGGUGAGCCUGGAGAAGACAGUGCAGGCAACACAGAGCGCCAACCAGAUCCUGCAGAUGGACUGUGAGAAGCUUCAGCUGACUGUGGCGUCCACGCAGCGAGAGCGAGAUCACGAGAGGGAGGAGAAGGAGGCCGCCGUUCAAGAGAGAGACCGGGCGAAGGCAGAGACUCAGAGGAUACAAAAGCAGUUGGAACAGAGUGAGAGUCGGGGCUCGGCGCAGCGUGGAGAGCUGUCUGCGGUGAGGGAGACUCACCAGCAGGGGGAGGUUGAGCGACAGCUGCUCGAGGGAGAAAAGGCCCAGCUCUCUGAGGCGCUGGCUCGGAGUGAGGGCAGUAACGCAGAGCUCUCCAUGCUGGUCAACAAGCUGCAGUCUGAAGAUGCAGCUCUCAGGGACUCUCUGGCGAAGAUGGGAAGCAUGAAUGAGGGUCUGGCGCAGGACAAAACUAACCUCAACAACUACAUUCUCCAGCUGGAGGAGGAGAAGGCCCUGCUGCAGGCUCAGAAACGAGAGGCGGAGCAAGAGAAGUUGACCAUCCGAGAUGAGCUGGUCCGGUUGGAGCAGGACCGUCUUGAGCUGGACUCAGCCCGCAUCACGCUGCACCAGUCGCUGCAGGAAGCCGAGCUAAGCCGGGUGGGGAUGGAGGCAGAGCUCCAGAGUCUCAGGGCUGAGAGAUUUAAGCUGCAGGAGAAAGUCACCCAGCUCUGUGGCGAGGUGACCUCUCUGGGAUCAGAGCUCAGUCUUGCCAGAGGAGAGGGUCAGAGGAACGAGGUGGCUUUAGAGGAGGCCGGCCGCGGACGGGCAGAACUGGCCAGAGACAAAGCAGCACUGGUGGUCCAGCUGACGGCGUCUGAGAGAGAAAACACCGUCCUGUCAGAGGAGCUGGCUGCUUUCAGGUCGGAGCGCGAGUCCCUGGAAACCAGUCUGUUUGAGGUGCAGCAGCAGCUUGUUCAGGUGGAGUCUCGUAGAGAGCAGCUGGAAACAGAGAACCAAAGCCUUCGAGUUCGCUGUGAGACUGCAGCAGCUGAACUGAGGCGUGUACGCUCGGAUGGGGAGAAUGUGUUGGCCCAGGCUGAGAGGGAGAAACAGGCUCUGACUCAGACUCUAAAUGCUGCGCAGCUGGAGGCCCAGCAGGCUUUACGCAAGGCCAUCUCCGAACACCAGGAGGAGGUGGAGAGGCUGGUCUCAGAAAAGGAAGUCGUGCGGCACAGCCUGCUGAUGGAGCAUGAGGGCACUGUGAGGAGGCUCCGGCAGGAGGCGGAGGAUCAGCUCCACAGAGCGGAGAGAGAGCGAGAGGAGCUGCAGGAUGAACUGAGGAGUCUUCAGCAUGACAGAGAUCAGAGUCUGCUGCAGGCGGAGACUGAAAAACAACAGGCCCUCUCUCUGAAGGAGGCAGAGAAAACGGUUUUGUCCGACAGGGCGUCCACCCUGCAGGCCGAGCUGUCAGCUGCAGCUCUGGAGGCCGAGCGGAUGUCGAGAGAAGCCGCUCAUUACAAAGAGCAGGAGCAGAUCAGAGUCGGCGCUCUGACCAGCGAGCUGCUGGAGCUUCGCUCUCAGCUUGAAGAUGCUACUUCUGCUCACGAAAGGGAACUUCAGAGUCUACGAGAAACCUGCACUGAUCUGCAGUCACGUGCUGAUGUCGCUCUCAAAGAGUUGGACCAGUGCAGAGCUUCUCUGUCAGCGAAUGAGGAGAGUCGAGACCAUCUGAGGCGGGACCUUUUGGACAGUGAGCGACGUCUCAACCAAGCUCAGGACGCAGCGGAAAACAACAGAAGAGAGAUGACGGAGCUGCGACGCAGCCUCUGCGACGUCACCAAGGAAAGAGACACUCUGAGCCAGUCGAAUACUCAGCUGAGAGAAACUCUACGGAGCGCAGAAACGGAGAGAAUCAGUGUGAAACGACAGUGUGAGGAGAAGGAGCAGAGGCUGGCUGUGCUGGAGGAGAACCUGUCAUCUAAUCAGAAGGAGGUGACGGAGCUGCGCAGCUGCCUGAGAGAGGUCGAGAGGUCACGACUCGAAGCUCGGCGAGAGCUCCAGGAGCUCCGCAGACAGCUGAAAGUUCUGGAUGGAGAGAAGGAGCAGAGAGGGAGGGAGGUGGCAGAGCUGCAGACUCGCCUGUCGUUGGAGGAGCAAAGAGAGGAGGAGAAAGGGAAGGAGGUUUUCUCCCUCAAACAGAGGUUAACUGAGGCUGAAACAGCUCGAGACUCCCUCAAGAAAGAGCUUUCUGCGACUCAGAAGCGGCUGCUGGAGUCUGAGUCGGGCUGGCGGGGCUGCGAGAGAGAGCUGACCUCUCAGCUGCAGGAAGCGCGCGGCUGCGAGAAGAAGCUUCAGGAUGAGGCCAAGAACUUGGCCCUGCGAGCUCAGGCGGCUCAGGACUCUGCCGCUCAGUCCAGCCUGCAGCUGAGCGAGGCCCAGGGCCGCCUGGCCGCCACAGAGGCGGAGCUGACCCGGGCCGAGGCCGGGAGGAGGGACCUGGAGUUUCGUUUGAGCAGCCUUCAGUCGACGCUGACGCGGACGCUGGGCAUCGGAGCGGGAGGCAGGGGAGGCAGGGGGAGGAGCCCGGGGGGGAGCUCCACAUCACCAGGCACUAUGUCACGCCACCACAGCAUCUCCCCCCUGCGCUCCUCGCUGUCGCCUCCGAAAGAAUUUAGAGUAUGCACUCCCGACAACACUUUAGGCUCAGUGUCUCCAGAGAGAGGAGACACACCGCUGCCUCUCCCUCAGCCCGAGCUCGACCCCGACAUACUGCGCAGUGACCUGAGAGAUUUCCUCCAGGAGCUGCGUGAGGCUCAGAAAGAGAGGGAUGAUUCUCGAUGCCAGCUGGGGGCCCUGCAGCGGGAGCUGGAGGAGCGGACGGGGGAGCGAAACUCUGCUCUGAGUCGUCUCACUCAGCUACAAAACUCCUUUCAAGAAUGCCAAGAAGGGAAGCGUGGAGUCGACGAGCGUCUGACCACCACUCAGAUUCUGCUCCAGCAGCAGGAGGAGGUGGUGCGGAGAGGAGACAGAGAAAGGAGAGCGCUCACCGACAGGGUGAAGGAUCUGGAGCGAGCGCUGCAGGCCUCUGAGAUGGAUAAAAAGCACACACAGGAUCAGUUAAAUAAGCAGCGUGCUGCUGAGAUGCGUCUGGAGGCGGAGAGGAGGCGUCUGCGGGAGGCGCUAGAGGCAGCUGAAGCGCGGGCCACCAGAGUGGAGCUGGGGAGGCGCAGUCUGGAGGGGGAGCUGCAGAGACUCAAACUGAGCCUGGGAGACCGUGAGGCCGACAGCCAGGCCUCUCAGGAGCGCCACGACUCUCUGCUGAGACAGGUGGCAGAAGGAGAGGCCCGUGUGUCUGUGCUCCAGAGAGAGGUGGAGAGGCUGAGUCAGGCUCUGCUCAAAGCUCAGGAAGGAGAGUCUUUCCUCAGAGAGAAGACCUUAACCCUCACCAAGAGCCUCCAGGAGGCAGCGGCCGCUCACAGCAGCACGCAGAGCCGUCUGACCGCUCUGCAGAAAACGCUGAGUGCGUCUGAGCAGGACAAAAGGCUUCUACAGGAACAAAUGGAUGAAGCUCGGGCGUCAUUAAUGGAGGGGAAGAGGAAUAUGGUCACCGUCACUGAGCGCGUGCAGAGCUUGCAGAGUGAUCUGGACCAGAGUGAGCUGAGACGAGAGGAGCUGGAGGCUGAGCUCAGCAACACUCAGGAGGCUCUGCGUCAGCGCUUGGCCGGCGUCGCAGAGGCUCAGCGAAGCGCCCAGUCAGCUCAGGCAGAACGGGCCGCUGUAGAGGAGCGACUGCGCGGGUUGCAGCGAGCGGUCGCCAUGCUGGAGACUGAGAAAAAAGAUGCUGAGAGACAGGCUGUGAGGCUGGAGAAAGACAAAGAUGCACUGAGGAAUACACUGGAUAAGGUUGAGCGUCAGAAACUGAAGACUGAGGAAGGCAGCAUGAGGCUGUCUGCAGAGAAAAGCCGCCUGGAUCGUUCUCUGAACACCACUGAACAGGAGCUGCAGGAGGCACAGCAGCAGAUACUGAUGCUGCAGACUCAGCUGGCUGAGAUGGAGCAGUCACACAGUCUGUGCGAGAGUCUGGUGAGGCAGCGGGACGAGGCCCAGCGAGAGGCAGAGAGACUCAGGACCAGUUUCAGGGACGUGGAGCGAACGCUGGGAACCAGAGAGCGGGCUCACCGUCACAGAGUGAAAGGCCUGGAGGAGCAGGUGUCCACCCUGAAGGAGCAGCUGCAACAAGAGAUGAAACGGCGGCAACCUUCUCUUCCAUCCUCAUUACUGUCGGCAGGGAAGUAAGAUUCAGCUUGGAACCAGUCGCACCAGCACACUACGUCUAAUCCAGGGACAAUCCGCUCAUGAAUGUCUGAAAGCAAUAUUUACUCAGAAACAUUACUAAAAGUAUUCAUAUUCUACAUUUAUAGUGCAAUUUGUUUUACUUUGUGACACUGAAAUAAGCACCACUGUUACUUUGACAGCGUUACUGAUACUCUGUACAGUGAGGUAGACCUAUGACAGGCGAGGGAACGGAGCGCCGACGUGAUGCAGCAGCUGUGCUGAAACUGCCAGCAGGCCGCUGAUUACUGGCAACCAUCUGCACUUGAUCCUUGCUCAACAUCUUCCCAAACUUCUUGCGCUUAUUCAAGGAGAAAACCCAAAUCACCGCAAGGAUUCUCCUCCAGACAGAAUCUGGACGUAACGCAGGAACGAAAAUCUGCCAGUUGUGCGUUUUGGCCUCCGCUCCUCUGCAGUUAUAUUAACAGUCGAGGACACUAAGAGGAGGGAGGGGAAGGUCUCCGCUGUGGGCGAGUGCCAGGAAACAAACGAAUUGAGCAUAAUGAAGGAGCUGCGCUGUGUUUUCUCUCAGAAACAGACACAGAUUUUACUGAUUAUGUUACAUAGACAGUUUUAUAACUGAAAAAGGGACCACGAGGCACUGCAGUAUGACGGUACACCUACAGUGUGUGUUUUUUAUUAGUUAAAAUUAGUUUUUACUAGGUGUAUAUACUUUGUACUUACUGUAUAAAGGUGGACAGACUGAUGAUUAAUAACAGCAACAUGACUUGUACGGACACAUGGAGGCCACAUGUCUGCAGUAGAAUAAACUUCACUGUGUGCACCA